AUGCCACGAGGAGGUGAGUCGUCGGCCGGAACAGGUGAAUUGAAGAUAAAGGAGGGGUCGCCGUGGGUGAAAGACGGAUCGUCAUGGGUGGUGGAUUCCUGCAUACCGAGAUGGAAAUUGGAUCUCAAUGAUAAAGUUAUUAUUGCUAGUCGGGGGGACACUAGUUUGGUUGCUGUAAGGAAAUUCUCAGGCCCGGACGCGGAGAAAAAGGUUCAAACACUGUGGAGAAUUAAGCACGACAAGUUCAUUGCAUUACUGGGCUGCUUCUGCUCCGAAAAUUCAUUGUAUGCCAUUUUCGAGCACGAUAUCAGUAAGGAAGAGACAAUAGUUGUUACUCUUUCUCAAUUUGCCUUGUCUGAUCCCUAUAUUGACGAAUUCCAACUAGCAAAAAUACUUGGGCAGAUUUUGGAAGGUCUUGAAUACCUCCAUUCGAAAGGCCUACAACAUGGUUCAAUAGAAUGUGCAAACAUUCUCGUUGGUGACAGGGGAUCUAUCAAAAUAGCAGGCCUGGAACACAGCACAAAACUUGGCUUAAAUGAGGUCGCUACUAAAGAUAUUAAGGCAAUCUAUUAUGUAAUAUGGGAGCUGAUGCACAAAAAACCCGCUACUAAAGACAUCAGAGAUAGGGGGGAACUAGCAGUUCCUAAAUCUCCCAUGUGGCCUCCUAACUCCACCGCGGCCAAGUUUAUAUCGGAGAUAAAAGAUGCACGUUCGAUUGAGAAAUUACAAGAGGUAUAAAAAAAAUCGUAUCCUUGAUAUCGACUACUUUCUAAUAUGUCUAAGCAUUCUCUGUUCAAGUGCCAGUGGCAAAAUGCCGACAUUAGGUGGAUAGCGAAGUUGUCUGAGAUUACAGUCCACCUAGCGCCCAAAUGGCCUAUUCAGCUACGGUAUCCAGAGCAAAUAGCCAGAGAAACCCAUUCAUGACAUUUCAUCUCACCGCAAAUGGCAAGUUGUCUUGUAUCGUCGCCCUAUCUCUGCUACUCGUUACUCAUAUUUUAUUCAGUUAUUUACAAAUACUCAUAAAUAACUUGAAUAACUUGAAUAACUUGAAUAAUUCACGCAUCCGGUCCGUAAACAGCGCUCUGAGGCCAUGAGGCGGAACGACCGAGAGAGUUUGCCCCUUCAACUAAGAGGGCCUGCUCCCU
Molecule: messenger RNA, 1145 nt
Organism: Hyaloscypha bicolor E
Lineage: Eukaryota; Fungi; Ascomycota; Leotiomycetes; Helotiales; Hyaloscyphaceae
Exons: 3
Coding region: 1-738 (245 amino acids)
Biological process (GO): protein phosphorylation
Molecular function (GO): protein kinase activity; ATP binding
Source: RefSeq, a predicted model, not a curated record